Messenger RNA from Syngnathus acus (greater pipefish), 1634 nucleotides. It is a transcript of the gene cdipt, whose product is annotated as CDP-diacylglycerol--inositol 3-phosphatidyltransferase (phosphatidylinositol synthase). Gene Ontology annotation, biological process: phosphatidylinositol biosynthetic process. Gene Ontology annotation, molecular function: CDP-diacylglycerol-inositol 3-phosphatidyltransferase activity. Bases 14 to 796 code for a protein of 260 amino acids. The record is from RefSeq and is a predicted model, not a curated record. Gene Ontology annotation, cellular component: Golgi apparatus; membrane. The transcript has 6 exons. NCBI's taxonomy places the organism in Eukaryota, Metazoa, Chordata, Actinopteri, Syngnathiformes, Syngnathidae.
AAAAAUACCGGAAAUGAUUGUCUUGUUUGAAGACUUGAGCGGCAGCUUGACGACAAGGAAGUCUUCAGUGAGCUUCUUUCCACGAUUUAGCCACAACAAUAUAAAAAAAACAAGACAAAACCCUUUUACAUCUCGGCGACUUCCAAACGCAAAGAUGACACAAGAAAAUAUUUUCCUCUUCGUUCCUAAUCUGAUCGGUUACGCCCGCAUUGUACUGGCGCUGGUGUCCUUCCUCCUGAUGCCCUGCUGCCCGAUUCCCGCCUCUUUGUGCUAUAUGCUCAGUAGCCUGCUGGACGCCUUUGACGGUCAUGCCGCGCGGGCCCUCAACCAAUCGACACAGUUCGGCGCCAUGUUGGACAUGCUGACGGACCGCUGCGCCACCAUGUGCCUACUGGUCAACCUGGCACUACUCUACCCAUCCUACGCCUUCCUCUUCCAGCUCAGCAUGUGCUUGGACAUCGCCAGCCACUGGCUGCACCUGCACAGCUCGACAGUCAAGGGUUCGGCCAGUCACAAGAGCAUCGACCUGUCUGGAAACCCACUGCUGCGCAUCUACUACACUAACAAGGUGGUUCUGUUCUUCAUGUGCAUGGGCAAUGAGUUCUUCUUCUGCCUGCUCUACAUUCUUCAUCACCUGCAAGAACCCAGUGCGCUAGUGUACUUCGCUCUUGUAGCGAGCGGCGUGGUGUGCGUGAUGAAGUCAUGCAUCAGCGCAGUGCACCUGGUGACAGCCUCUCAGAACAUGGCCGCCUUGGACGCUGCCCAGCGUGCCGCCGCUGCUAGGAAGUCGCAGUGAGAGGGUCCACCGCAUGGUCAUCUUUUGCGAUUCGGGGCUUAUUUGACAAAAAUUUGUCAGAUUGUCAUUCGAUCAUGUGGACACAUUUGACAUCUCUUCACAGUGUUUUGUUUUUGUGGUCACAUGGGGGCAGCUGACCAAAAACAAUCUAACCAAACUUGGAUCUAUUUAGUGGUUUUAGAAGCAAUGGCUAUCUGGACAAAAACAGUGGAGCAACACAUGUAGACAGAUGGUAUAAGAAUAUGCACAGGCAUAUAUUCUUUAUCCUCUGUGAAGACCAAACUCAACACAUCUUACUGAGCUCUGACCGUCUCAGUGGUUGUCUGUGUAUUAUACUACCCCCAGGUGGCCAUGACGCAUACUGUUGAAGGAACGUCAUGAUGUCCACUGACUUAAAAAGAAAAAAUGUGACAAAACUAUUGGAUAGAUUAUUAUGUUUUAAACCUUAUCAUGACUGCCUGUUUUUAUGAAGUCAAAUAUUUUAGAGUGCUACUUUUCUUAUUUAUGGGGCAGGGUGCUUGAACGGAUUCAUUUGCAUCCAUUAUAUCUUUACUAUGUCUGGGGCUGCAUAGUUGCAGGUGCUUUCACGUGUGCUGUUUUUUUUUUUUUCUUCCUCACUCAACUUUUGAAUUUAGCUCAACUCGUCUCAAGUUCGAUUGAACAGGAGAAAUCUGCAAUCGCUUGCUUGUGUCUGAUCACGUGAAAAACGCACAUUUUCUCGUGCGGAGGUUUUUGUGGCACCAAGUAUUUUUUGUGUAAUGAAAUAUAAGCAACGUGUAGAAUUUGUUGUUAUUAUUAUUAAACACUUGUUUGUUGACUGCUGUAAAUGCAUUUCGGA